Oncorhynchus tshawytscha (Chinook salmon) is the source of this 4819-nucleotide messenger RNA. RefSeq names its product probable E3 ubiquitin-protein ligase RNF144A-A. Gene Ontology annotation, biological process: ubiquitin-dependent protein catabolic process; protein polyubiquitination; positive regulation of proteasomal ubiquitin-dependent protein catabolic process. The transcript has 8 exons. Lineage: Eukaryota; Metazoa; Chordata; Actinopteri; Salmoniformes; Salmonidae. Gene Ontology annotation, molecular function: ubiquitin protein ligase activity; zinc ion binding; ubiquitin conjugating enzyme binding. The record is from RefSeq and is a predicted model, not a curated record. The coding region runs from base 133 to 1023 and encodes 296 amino acids. Gene Ontology annotation, cellular component: cytoplasm; Golgi apparatus; ubiquitin ligase complex.
GAAUAAGAAGAAGGCGGCGCAUAACUCAACAAAAACGUUCGCUGACAAAUGGCGUCUCUCCAGUGCGUCGCACGGAGCAGCUGAUUUUCCCCGUGUAGUUGCUAGGCAUUUUCAAGCUCUGUGCCAGGCAAGAUGACCACAGCCAGGUAUCGGCCCACCUGGGACCUGGCACUGGACCCGCUGGUCUCCUGCAAACUGUGCCUUGGAGAGUUUCCCCUGGAGCAGAUGACCACCAUCACUCAGUGUCAAUGUGUCUUCUGUACACUGUGCCUGAAGCAGUAUGUGGAACUCCUUAUCAAAGAGGGGCUCGAAACUGCUAUUAGCUGUCCAGACUCUGCCUGUCCAGAAAGAGGACACUUACUGGAAAAUGAGAUCGAGUGCAUGGUGGCUUCAGAGGUUAUGCAGAGACACAAGAAGCUACAGUUUGAAAGGGAGGUGCUUCUGGACCCGUGUCUGAUGUGGUGCCCGUCGUCGUCGUGCCAGGCAGUGUGCCAGCUGAAGGAGACUGAGGUGGCACUGCCCCAGCUGGUGCAGUGUGCAGUGUGCACCCUGGAGUUCUGCUCUGCCUGCAAGGCUAACUGGCACCCCGGGCAGGCCUGCCCACCACCGGAGAACAACCUGCCCAUCACCGCCUUCCUACCUGGAGAGACCAGCUCCUUUUACAAGAGUGACGACGAUGACGGUCCCAUCAAGCGCUGUCCCAAGUGUAAGGUGUACAUCGAGAGAGACGAGGGCUGUGCCCAGAUGAUGUGCAAGAACUGCAAACAUGCCUUCUGCUGGUACUGCCUGGAGUCACUGGACGAUGACUUCCUCCUGAUCCACUUUGACAAAGGACCCUGUCGAAACAAACUAGGCCACUCCAGGUCGUCUGUCAUCUGGCACAGAACACAGGUGGUGGGGAUCUUCGCUGGCUUUGGCCUGCUCCUGCUGGUGGCCUCUCCCUUCCUCCUCCUGGCCACACCAUUCAUCCUCUGCUGCAAGUGCAAGUGCAGCAAAGGAGAUGAUGACCCCUUUCCCACCUAAACCCCUUUCCCACCAACACAGGCGGGUGAAGAGUCCGCCCCCCCCUCCCCCGCCAUGGACCAUUUUUUUCCUUUUUUUCCCCCCUAUUGCCUCCCUCCAACCUUGGAGUGCUGCUUUAUUUAAUGGGACUUGGGCCUAGCCACUUCCCAAUCCAUCACUCCACAGUGUCAUGGUGGGAGUGGAGAAGGAGGAGUUGACCCCAUGCCCACUGGCCUGGUAGACAAGGUCACAGGUCAGACUUUGAGGAGGACAAUGAUGCCCCUCUGUGUGGAUUUGGGGGCUUGUGUAAGUAUACUGUAGCAGGGCCACUCUGAGGCAUCGGCUGUGCUUCAGGCAGUACAAGACAAGAGGAGGGUGUUUUAUCAAGAUGAAGGAUAAACACAUUAGGAUGUCUUGGUCAGGGUUGGGCUCAAUUCUAAUUGAAGUCAGUCCAUUUAGGAAUUAAACAAAAAUUAAAUAAUUGAUCAAAUUGCAUUUAUUUAAAAUUACUUCUCAAUAAACUUAACUGUAAACUUUUUAUUUCAAAACAUUUUACAUUUCAGAAUUUAAAUUUCAAAUCACUUCCAUGAAUUGACUGCCUUCAAUUUGUGUUGAGCCUCCCUGUUCUAGAUCCUCUCCUCGGGACAUUUUCAUGCAGGAACAGCUUGAAUCGGAGGACCUUUCACUUGAACUCACUUUAAUCAAGUUUUGUUCAUUUGUCAAACACAAAGGUCCCUCCCCCCACUCUCUGUGUAGCUGUCAACAUACAGGAAGUAGCACUGGAGUUACGUGAUGACCCACGUUUUGUGUUCACUCUGUUUGCACAUGAGACUCCCGUUUGUCACUUUAAGGACCGGGGCGGGAGUUGGGACGUUUUCUCUCUCACUCCCCUGUACAGCACGUUCUCUUGUUGAUGUCAGUGUUUUUGUCAUCUUUCGCUCUGUUCCAACUAUCAGCAAGAAAGUAUUAAUUUUACAAACUGGAUUUGAACUCUUAUGUGUCUACAGGUAUUUGUGAUGGUGUCCCAAACUCACUCUCACGUCCCAAUAAGAUAAUCAUGGGCCUGUAUUCACACAGUCUCAGAGUAGGACUGCUGAUCUAGGAAAGACUAAACGAAUCCUAGGUUAGCAUUCUUACUCUGAAACACUUUGUGAAUACAGGCCCUGAACCUAAGUGUCGUCAUCCACACAGACGGAAACAAACCAUUUGGAAUCAACAGAAGCGACUUCUGUUGUCAAAUGGAAUACCUGAAUAUAGAUGUCCUGCCGUUUUCAUUCCGAGUUCCUCUGAACCCAGAUCAUCAUAUUGCUUAGCCAAAUAUAACAAAUGGUUUGAAAUCAAUUGGAAAAGUAGCCAAAAAGCCACCUUUUAGUUUCCUGAAGAAAAAAAAACAUGGCUUUUGUCCAGUUCCGUCCUUGUGAAAGCACACUUAAAUAAUGAAUUUGUUUAAUGCAUCACAAUCAGUCAUUAAAACCUGUUUAUUGUCAGGUAGAACAUAAGAGAUGAAUUCAUGUCUCUCUGAUACAAAGAUGUCUCUUCAUAUCCAUAUCACAUUGAUGUUGGUCAUAUAUAUCCAACUACUGUAAUGAACAAUAAUCCUAUACAAAUGUUUUUUGUUGUGUGAACUAGUGGAAAACUUGCAUAUGUUAGUGGUAUGGUUGUCAAUGUUUUCAUUGGGAGAAAGUCGAGAGCUCACUCUCUCUACAUGCAGCUAACCUUUGCAGGGCUAUUAAAAUGUCAAGAACUUCACUAGACUGUUUUGGACACAUCCGAAAGCUGCUCUACACAUCACUGUAUCUAUGCAAGUUCGUGCGUUUCCAAUCUUACUAGGUCUUGCUAAUAGUGUGGUCAUAUCAAGUGGUCCAGUAUGUUAUACCAGAUUCCCUGUGCCAUCUCUUCAUACGGUAGUGUUUUACAACAAGGGGGUUGACUUGCAUCAGAUGUAACAUGGGUUUGAUUUGACCUAUCUGGGAAGCCAUAUAUUAGUUAAUCACCGUCAUUUGUCCUCAUGUUGUUCCAUUAGACUGUGUGGUGAGGAUGCAUGUAGCUACACCGUUUCUCACUCAAACACAUUUAAAAGGGCAAUCUGCUGCAUCCAUUUUUUGACUUUUAAAUUCAUAAUAUAUAGCCAUUGAUUCAUGAAGAAUAUAACGGUCUCAUGAGCUUAGUUCAACUGUAGAAACCAAACUAUAAGCUUGUUUUACUCAUUUGUAAACACUAAUAAUUCUAUAGCCUCUAAAUGGUUAACUAUAGUUUUGAUAUUUAAUGGAUGGUCAGUCCUUGCAUUCAUAGCUGUUUUAUGAAUUUCUACAUCUUCUGUUUACCAAAACAGUGGCAGGGUGCCCACUCUUUUUAUUGCUUGAACUGAAGAUUGAGCUUAAACUCAAGAGAUGAGUCAUUAUCAUUCCGUACAUCAGUUAGCUACUUUGGAACACAUACAGAAUACUGAGAAGCUCUUCAGAAGUCCCUGAUUUUUAAUGUUGCUCUCCUCGUAGCAUUCAAAUAGGGGCUAUGGCAGUUAAUGGAACUAUCAUCAGCAAUCACCUUACCUCAUGGUAGCCAUUCCUUUAAAAACAAAGAUAAUGUUAGCCUAAAUGUUUGAAUACCUCGCCUGUAGCCUCAUUUUCUUCUAACCCUUAAUGCAUCAAAGCCCGUAAUUCCCAAAAAAUUCAGUUGAUCUUAUUGACCCUUUUCUGUCAGUAAGGAAUAUAAAGGUUUCAACUGAACAUGUGGAUCACUGAGCUGACCAUGUCUUUGUAUGACAAUCGUGCCAAGAAGGUCUCUCGUGUGUGGCAAUGGUGUAGAGUGAAUAGUUUGAAGCGUCUAAGAAUUUUUCAAAUAAAAUCUGCGAUCUUGUUUCCGUAUGGUGUGGAUGUUAAUGUUGGAGGUUGAGCCUUGGAAUACUCUAUGGUGUGACGUGUGCUAUUGUUUUGGGUUUCAAGAUGUAGUAUGUUCAUUAAAUACUGUAGUUUUUCUGUAAUUGUUGAGUUCUUUGAAUGGGUUUGGAGAUCAGAAGAAAUGUAGACGCUAUUUCCAGAUUUCCUCAACUCGGAUUCUUGGAAGGAUGGUAAUUGCAGGACUAUAGGAAAUGUAACACUCAACUUGUUUCCACUUCUCUUAUCAUCCAUUUGGUAUAGUUGGGAUGUUCAGCUGAGAAGAAAUGUUGAAUAUUUGUCCUCUGACUCAACUGAUUUAGGUUGCUGGCUUUUCAUAUGGUUUCAUAGUAUCUACCAAUCAAACGCCAAGGACUCAUUCAGUCAUUGGUGUCAUCUGGUUUCAUUCACCAUUAUGCAGUAAAGGGCCAAAAAGUGUACAUUUAAACACCGUUCACCUUGAGGUGAUGCCAUGCAUGUUGCACAAUUAUUUUCUAAGAUUUGAUACUUCUAUUGCUUUGUCCACAUUUCUACUGAGCUGUAUGUAGGUUGUCCAAACAAUUCCAUUGCUCUUGUUUUUAAAAUGCAUGUUGUACUCUACCACUACUAUGCAUUUUAAGAACCCAUACUAUGCCUCUUCAUUUUAGGGACUGAAACAAGUCCUUACAUUUCUGUCAUGACAUACUCUAUCCUGGCUUUUGAAGUUUGCCUUUUACACUUAAGACACUGUACGUAGGUUGCCUUUGUGUUAUACUUGUUCUGUUGGCUUUGAUGCAGUUAAUCUUACAUUUAAUUACUUUAAACUAUUUUCAACUUUUCAAAAGAUGGAACCUUUUAAAUUGGCAUGUGUGGAUGUCCUUCGAUAAACCAACAUUGUACUUCUCCCAUGUAUCUACAGUUUCACGAACACUGUGACAUGGAAUAAAUGUGGUUGUUUUUUGUGA